AUGGCUAAAGGCUCCAGACGGGAGGCUGACCUUAUUGGCCGUUCAGGAACAGGGAGGUGUGGAGAAAAGCCUGAAAAACCAAACAAACUUCCCUUCAGCCCAGCAGACGAACAGACCCAACGCACACAGCUCGUCUCCACCUUUUUCUACGGGAAAACAAGAACCAAACCCUGCGGUCAAAAUGUCUGCGGCCAAGCGUGCCAAAGGAAAGACCACAAAGAAGCGCCCGCAGAGGGCCACUUCCAACGUCUUCGCCAUGUUCGACCAAUCACAGAUCCAGGAGUUCAAGGAGGCCUUUAAUAUGAUCGAUCAGAACAGAGACGGCUUCAUCGAUAAGGAGGAUCUACAUGACAUGUUGGCCUCUCUUGGGAAGGACCCGUCUGACGAGUACCUGGAGGGGAUGAUGAGUGAAGCUCCAGGCCCCAUCAACUUCACUAUGUUCCUCACCAUGUUUGGAGAACGUCUGAACGGAACGGACCCUGAAGACGUCAUUCGAAACGCCUUCACCUGCUUCGAUGAAGAUGCUUCUGGUUUCAUACAUGAGGAUCAUCUUCGAGAGCUGCUGACCACCAUGGGCGAUCGUUUCACAGAUGAAGAAGUGGACGAGCUCUUCCGCGAGGCGCCAAUCGACAAGAAAGGAAACUUCAACUACGUAGAGUUCACUCGCAUCCUCAAACACGGCGCCAAAGACAAGGAUGACAUAUAAAAUCACCUGUGUAAGUUAUAAGACUGAAUCUACAGAAGACGAAAACAGUCCUUAACAUGAAGAUAAAGAUAUUAAGUUAUCAAGAAGAUAUCAAAAAGCCUAAUCUCCACAAUAUUGUUUUUUUCUGAACUUAUCUAUUGAGAAUAAAGUUUGUACAUUUCAGAAUAA
This is a messenger RNA of Megalobrama amblycephala (Wuchang bream), 874 nucleotides long. RefSeq names its product myosin, light chain 9a, regulatory (gene myl9a). Bases 182 to 706 code for a protein of 174 amino acids. Lineage: Eukaryota; Metazoa; Chordata; Actinopteri; Cypriniformes; Xenocyprididae. The transcript has 5 exons. The record is from RefSeq and is a predicted model, not a curated record. Gene Ontology annotation, cellular component: cytoplasm; stress fiber; myofibril. Gene Ontology annotation, molecular function: calcium ion binding. Gene Ontology annotation, biological process: platelet aggregation; myofibril assembly.